GGAAGUUACCUGCACUCGUACAUAACUCAUUGAACCUGACCUUGCUCACACUUUUCCAUUUCAUGGCCUGCUCGGAUGACGCUACGAUCACUUCCUGCGGCAUCGGCAGGGGAAAAUCACGCGUUUGUCGUGCAGGCGGCUGUUGGAAAAGCUCAUGCACUCCUACUGACAGACGAGGGUGUGAUUUACAGCUGGGGCCCCAAUAAUGACUUUGGCCAGCUUGGGCGUGUGUGCAGCAACCAGGACAAGAUGCUGAUGCCGACACCAAUAAGUGCCAGCAUCAAGCAGGAAAUUAUCGUUCAGGUUGCUUGUGGUUCGAACCAUUGUCUUGCUUUGACCCAAAAAGGUGCUCUUUUUGCAUGGGGCCAGAAUAGAGCUGGUCAGCUUGGCGUGGAUGGAUUUAAUGCUCACGCUCCGGGGAGCGAACUCGUUGUGAACCUUCCAACCCCUGUCAAGUUUUUCAAUGGGCAGGAAGGGGCUAUGUGCGCAAGGAGUUGCAGCUGUGGCCCUGAGAGCUCUGCAUGUGUCACCGUCAGGGGCGAGGUGUAUGCCUGGGGUGCAAUCAGCUACUAUCUUAUGGGCGCAGAAAAACAAUAUGGACCUGGGGAGAAUUGCACCGUUCCUGUUUGUAUCAAGAACUUGCCCAAACAGCUGUACGCGGACGAGUCGGGGCCAGACCAGGUGUCUGUUUACAAGGACAUUGUUGCCUGCAAUGUGGCGAAACUGAAUAUCGAAGAUGAGAUGGCCAGCCUUGUGAGAUCCUUGAAAAGCCGGUCAUCUCAAUUGCUCUCCGUGCUGCGUAUGAAGAGGGCCGAAGCGAGCGACAGGCCAACAGCAGGAGAAGACAACUUUGAUGUAGAGGAGCUUCGGCUUUUAAAUCAUGAUUUCCAGAAUCAAAAGAAGGUCGUUCAGGGCCACAUGGAUACCUUGCAGAAGCAGUUCAGCAGCUAUAAGACCGAACUGUCCAGAGUGAAGAGAGAGCUUACGGUUUGUGAUCAACAAGACGCAGCCCUGACUGAGACAGCUCGCAAUUUGGAGGCCAGAAAGGAUCAUGUUGGAGAUAGUGCUGCGAACAAGCGCACUCUUGAAACGAAGCUUCACGACAUCAGCCACUUCAAGUCCUCGAAUCAACGCAAAAGACUUCAGUUGCUGAACGACAGAGACGAGACUGAGCGCCAGCUACUUCAUCUCACCCAGGAGUUGACCGUUGCGCUGAACCACCAACAACAGUUGGAGAGCCGCACGAGAAUGAUACGAUCUCUUCAUGGUGAUUCAGGCAAUAAGAACAGCACCCUGGAUGAGAAGGGGCUCAAGGUUGCAGAUGACAAGCGAAGAGAGCUUGCCGCCACAGAACCAAUGCAGCUAGCAGGUUCUGGGCGCUUCGAUGGGUUGCACGAAGUUGUGGAGAUGUCAAAUGGUUCACUCCAGGAUGUUUCUAGCUCUUUGAAGGAGGUUCGUGCUGCAGCUGAUGGUGAUGGUGAUGUGCUCGAAGAAGUGCUCGAGGGCAACCUGGAGAUUAGGAAAGAGAUCAACGAGUUGAUUAAGGCUUCGGGCGUUAAGCCUUCAAAUCUUCGCCGGAGGCGGAGGGCUGCGCCCAGAGCGACAAGAUGCUGAAGAGCUUUGGGAGGAGAGAAGGAGUCAGGCAGAAUUUGGUGCUUUUGAUGACGAAGGCGCAUCUCCAGGAGCUGAGGUUGCAGAGCAAGGCACGUGUUCAUGCCCUGAGAUCGCCAUCCAUUGUUUUGGAAUCUUGCCAAGGCCCAGGUAGGAAUGGGAACGUGAUAUCGCUGAAGGCUUGUUGCAGUUCUUCCAAGAAGCAGCUCUCGUUCAGCCGAAAGAGUCAGAAACCCAAAGCAAACCGCGCGGUUUUUUAUGGUAGUCAAGGAUUGAGCUAUCUCCAAAGAGAGACUGUUCGGAACUGCGUUUCAAUUUCUCACAAAGGUGCCCUUUGCAAAGGCCAAAGGUCCGGUCAGUAUUUGUGAGUAGCUGGCCGUUCUUGCAAGAAA
This is a messenger RNA of Durusdinium trenchii, 2003 nucleotides long. NCBI's taxonomy places the organism in Eukaryota, Dinophyceae, Suessiales, Symbiodiniaceae. The record is from the annotation of a GenBank genome assembly.